This is a messenger RNA of Cherax quadricarinatus, 1060 nucleotides long. The record is from RefSeq and is a predicted model, not a curated record. NCBI's taxonomy places the organism in Eukaryota, Metazoa, Arthropoda, Malacostraca, Decapoda, Parastacidae.
AUGCGGGGUCCACUGGAUAAAGAAUCUGAGAGUGAUAAUGUCACUGUCACUGGCCCUGAUAAACCCAACACAACAACAUCCUGCCUGGUGUCUGCCAGCCAGACAGUUUACAGUGCAGCUGUUGAGAAAUGUAUUUCCCAUCCUCGAGUUAUUGAUUUCCUGGGAGACUCGGUGAAAAGCUACGGUGAAGAGAGUCGCCGAGGAAGGAGGCAACACAUUAGUCACUUGUCAUAUGAGAUGGAAGGCACGAAAGGCCUUAGGCUCAAGUUUUAUCUGAAAGGGCACCGGAGGACGGCAACAGCCAACGUUGAUGCUCGGGAAACAUCUUCUGGCUGGGAAUUCCGGUACUUGUUUGUGCAGCUUGACUCUUACCCUUAUGAGGUCAUUGUUAUUGAGGACAAUAGGGGAACAGUGUUUGAUUCCUCCCAAUCACCAGGACUUCCAGAUCUUACUGAUUCCCAAUAAUACAAUAAAAUAACUUAUUUGGACACCACAAUCAAAACAAUACCCUAGAAUUUGUCCUGGGCUAAUUUUCUAUACAGGAAAGCUCGACUCUUCUGUUCUCCAAAUAUCUGGAUGACUUUAGAAUUUUUCUGCAUAAAAUGUGCACUCUAAUAAAUUGAUUAAUAUUACACCAUAAGGCAACAAAUAGCUUUGAUUCUUGUCCUUAAAUACCCAGGCUCUCUUCCCUCUCCCAUUCAGUAUUCUAUGGUAUAGGGCAUGCUAAGACUACCAUGCUUACAAGAUUGGUGGCCUCUAUAUAACUGUGCCUCUGUAUGUCUUUUGUUUUAAUUAUUAUUAUUAUGGGGGGAGCACUAAACAAAUAAUGAUUAUACAGUGCCUGAGGGGGAGAGAGAUGGAAGGCAUUCAGGCUCAAUUCAGGGAACUGGAUCACAGCUUUUUGUUUUAAUUUUCCAUCAAAUAAUUUAAUUUAAUUUUUAUAAAUUAAAGAAAACCUCUCCAAUAUAAAUGUUGGUGUAAGUUCAAGAAGCUACUUUGUAUACUAUUUAUAUUGUAAUAUAUUUCUACGUUUUUGACCAAAUAAAAUAUAUAAGAAAGU